Panicum virgatum (switchgrass) is the source of this 862-nucleotide messenger RNA. RefSeq names its product cysteine-rich receptor-like protein kinase 10. The transcript has 4 exons. Gene Ontology annotation, biological process: protein phosphorylation. Bases 281 to 820 code for a protein of 179 amino acids. The record is from RefSeq and is a predicted model, not a curated record. Gene Ontology annotation, molecular function: protein kinase activity; ATP binding. NCBI's taxonomy places the organism in Eukaryota, Viridiplantae, Streptophyta, Magnoliopsida, Poales, Poaceae.
UGAAGUAGUUCUGAUUGCCAAACUGCAGCAUAGAAACUUGGUUAGACUUCUUGGUUUCUGCAUUCAUGAAGAUGAGAAGUUACUUAUCUAUGAGUUCUUAUCUAACAAAAGCCUGGAUGCUUUCCUUUUUGAUGCUACAAGAAAAUCUUCGCUGCAUUGGCCAACCCGGUUCAAAAUAAUUAAAGGGGUGGCAAGAGGGCUUCUUUAUCUCCACCAAGAUUCAAGACUAACAAUAAUUCAUAGAGAUCUCAAAGCCAGCAAUAUCUUAUUGGACACAGACAUGUGUCCCAAGAUAUCAGAUUUUGGUAUGGCCAGGAUUUUUUGUGCAAGUGAACAAGUAAACACAACACGAGUUGUUGGAACAUAUGGUUACAUGUCUCCUGAAUAUGCUAUGGAAGGCUCAUUCUCUGUCAAGUCUGACACCUAUAGUUUUGGUGUUCUACUACUGGAGAUUGUGAGCGGCUUAAAGAUCAGCUCACCCCACCUCAUAAUGAACUUUCCAAACCUCAUUUCUUAUGCAUGGAGCUUAUGGAGAGAUGGAAAUGCAAGGGAAUUCGUGGACUCAUCGAUUUCAGAGAGUUGUUCACUUCAGGAAGUUAUACGGUGUAUUCACUUAGGUCUUUUGUGUGUCCAAGACCAUCCAAAUGCCAGGCCACUUAUGUCGUCCAUUGUUUUCAUGCUGGAGAAUGAAACAACCCCACUCCCUACCCCAAAGGAACCUCUAUAUUUUACAAUCAGGAAUUACGAAACUGAUAGGUCAAGCGAAUACAUCCAAAGAUCCCUGAAUAAAAUGAGUAUCACAACUCUAGAGGCACGUUAGAGGUUUAGUUUCGUUGUUCCUUUAAUUUUUAUGGUUCUUUGA